Messenger RNA from Protobothrops mucrosquamatus (brown spotted pit viper), 1515 nucleotides. It is a transcript of the gene STN1, whose product is annotated as STN1 subunit of CST complex. The record is from RefSeq and is a predicted model, not a curated record. Gene Ontology annotation, cellular component: site of double-strand break; chromosome, telomeric region; DNA replication factor A complex. Lineage: Eukaryota; Metazoa; Chordata; Lepidosauria; Squamata; Viperidae. The coding region runs from base 115 to 1233 and encodes 372 amino acids. Gene Ontology annotation, biological process: telomere capping; DNA replication; double-strand break repair via homologous recombination. The transcript is spliced from 10 exons. Gene Ontology annotation, molecular function: single-stranded telomeric DNA binding.
UCCUGUCCGAGACCGGGCCGCCUCCGUGAACAAGCCAAUGAGAGCGCGCCGGUCCCUUUGGCGGACUUAUUUCAUAUCAACUUUAAUCUAUUCUUGGAGCUAAAUCAUUUUGGAAUGUCUGCUGCAGCUACAGAAGAUGAGGUCCCAUCACUUUUAUGGGGUUUGAAUCCCAUAUUUUCAUGCUUUGCAAGACUAUACAUUAAAGACAUAUUAGAAAUGAAAGAGUCUAAACAGAUUCCAGGUAUAUUCUUUUACAACAGACAUCCAAUAAGACAAGUGGAUAUUUUUGGUACAGUGAUAUUAAUAAAAGAAAAAGAUUCCUUUUAUAUUUAUGGAGUGGAUGAUAGCACUGGCGUAAUAAGCUGCACCUGUUGGAAAAAUGCUUUAGCAGAAAAGAAAGAAUUGCCAGAUUUGGAAACUCAGCCUAGUACUUUAAGUAGUCUGAAUCUAACUGACUUGAUAAGAAAUCUCCAAAUAACAAUUCGAAAAAAAACAAGUCUGGAAAUUGGUGAUCUAAUCAGAGUCCGUGGUUACAUUCGAAUUUACAGGCAACAACGGGAAAUUAAGUCUUCCAUGUAUUAUAAAGUUGAUGACCCUAUGUAUGAAACUCAAAUUUCCAGAAUGCUAGAAGUUCCCCGUUUAUAUAGGGAUAUUUAUGAUAAGAUAUUCCAGUUCCCGGAAGAAACACAGUGGUCAGUGAACACUAUACGUAAUCAUGGUGCAUCAGAUGAACUGGGUUCUGUUAUGAAUCUGAGUAAAAAAAUAAGGGAUUUUCUAUUGAAGAACAAAAUUCAGAGCUUCUAUAAGCAGGAAUUAGAAACAGUUGAGGAUUUGGUAUCAUUGGCCAAACAAGAUGAACUUGGUACCACUGCUGAGCAAACAAGUUCCAAAGCUGGUCCAUGCUCCAGACUGAUUAGAGAGUCAUUCAUGGAAGCAAUAAAAUUAUUGCAGAAAGAUGGUGUUCUUUUUCAAAAAUCAAAGACUCCCCAGAAUAUGUAUUAUGUUACUGAACAGGAUACAGAAUUGCACAAAGUAACUCUUGAAGUUAUCAGAGCUAAUUGUAAGAGACCAAAAUAUGCUGAAAAAGGGUGCCACCUUCGUCACAUACUCUGCUGUAUUCAGCAAAAUUAUAAUCCUUAUAUCACUGAACCUGUUGUCCGUUGUCUCCUUGAUUGGUUGGAGAUCAACAGUGAUGUUGUCACUACCAUGGAAGAAUACUAUACAGUCUUUUAAUCUAAGGGAAUACAAUGGAUGCUUGGAGUCAAACAUUCUCCAGUGAUCUACAGCAUCAAAGAUUUUACUAUGUACCUGCUGAGCUAUUUUUCUUAUUUAGAAGGUAAUGCAGAAUACAAAUCAUUUUAUUUUGUGGUAUUCCUGGUAGAUAUCCUUGUCUGAAACAUUUCUACUUUCUCUAGUCUAAGAGGAAAAGGUGCUAAACAGUGAUAUAAAAUUAUGUUGCAAGUGCCCCCUUGUGGUCAGAUAGAAUUAAAAAGAACAAACUUUGGCUUUGGACCA